UCUGCCGGCCGAAAGGAGCCUCCUCCUCCUCCUCCUCCUCCGUCUUCUCCUGCAGUCGCAGCCGUCCCGGAUGGCGGCUGGGGCUGGAUGGUCGUGCUGGGGGGCUUCGUGCAGUCGGCCCUGGUCUUCGGGGUGAUCCGCUCCUUCGGCGUCUUCUUCGUGGAGUUUGUGGCCCAUUUCGGAGAAUCGGCCGGUUCCGUCUCCUGGGUGGUGUCGCUGGGCAUCGCCGUCCUCCAGUUUGCAAGUCCUCUGGGGAGCACCCUCAGCGCCCACUACGGGGCGCGCCCGGUUGUGAUGGCCGGUGGUUUUCUGUCCAGCGUGGGGCUGUUCCUGGCGUCCUUCUCCACCAGCCUGGUCCACCUUCACCUCACUGUCGGUCUUCUCACAGGUCUAGGUUGGGCUCUGGUCUUCACACCUUCGGUGGCCGCCGUGUCCCACUACUUCGAGAAACGACGGACCCUGGCCAUGGGUCUGGCCGUCUCGGGGGCCGGCGUCUCCUCGCUGGCCUUCUGCCCGUUCUUCCAGUACCUGGUGGACUUGUACGGAUGGCGGGGAGCUCUCCAGAUCGUGGCAGCGAUGUCUCUGAACCUGGUGGCAUCCGGCGCGGUGUUGCGCCCGUUGGCGGUAGAGGACGCUCAACCCAACGGCGAAAAGGACAGGGACGUCCAUCAGGAGCCGAGGACCCUUGCCUCCUCCUUCUCCCUGGAGCUGCUCCACCACGGACCCUUCCUGCGUUACGUCUUGGUUUUCGUCCUGGUGGACAUGGGGUACUUCGUGCCCUACGCGCACCUGGUAGCUUACGCGAGGGACGUGGGCUGUGGAGAGUAUGAUGCCGCUUCCAUCAUGUCGGUCGCCGCCGUGGCAGACAUGGUGGGUCGCGUCUUCGCCGGGUGGUUGGCGGAUGCCCGGGUCUUCUCGCGUUCGGUCCACGACCUGACUCUCUGGAUGGCCUUGACGGGCAUCUGCCUGGCCCUGGUGCCCCUCGGACACAGCUUGGAGACCCUGAUGCCCCUCGGCCUCUGCUACGGUUUUUUCGCCGGUGCUUUGGUCCCGCUGCAGUUCACUAGCCUGGUGGAGAUCGUGGGUGCCCGCUACGUGAUGGCGGGCAUCGGGUACAUGCAUAUGCUGGAGAGCACGGGGGCCCUGGUGGGCACCCCUAUUUCAGGCUGGCUGAGGGACAUCACGGGGAACUUCACCGCGUCCUUCAUCUGCGCCGGAGUUGUCCUCUUGGCUGCCAGCCUACUUCUUCUCACCUUGCCCGACUACUUCUCCUGUUCAAGGGCACCCAAAGCCCAUCUGCCUGGCCCGGCCAAGCCCCAUGGUCCAAAGAGCCUGGAAUCCAGAGGGGUACCCCAACGAAGCAGGGAGCUUUACCGGAUAGAAACUGGCUAGUUCACCCCGACGAUCAAAUAGAAGUGAAGCCUUCUCCGCAAAUCUUCGUACGUCCUGCAGGUCAGGAGAAGAAGCACUGAUGAUGUUACCUCAAUGGGUUAUGAAAUGUCCACAAGGAAACCACCAAGCUCAGAGAGCUCCAGGGACUGCACAGUUCUUUUUCUUCUCCUCCUCCUCCUCCUCCUCC
Pantherophis guttatus is the source of this 1579-nucleotide messenger RNA. The record is from RefSeq and is a predicted model, not a curated record. Lineage: Eukaryota; Metazoa; Chordata; Lepidosauria; Squamata; Colubridae.